AUGUGUCUUAAAAAUUCAGCGGAUACUAAUUUAGCGGAAACCAAUGUGAAAUCAAACAUUUCAAGAAAGGAACAGAAUGCUUUAAAAGAUUUGAGUGAGGAUUCGUCCAUCAUUAUUAAAGAAGCGGACAAAGGAGGUGCAAUAGUUAUAAUGGAUAGAGACCAUUACAAGGAAAUGGUAAUGAGUCAACUUCAAGAUGAUCAGUUUUAUAAAAAACUUGACCAAAAUGGAGACCGCCAAACAAUGCGUAGAAUUGAACGACUUACGAAAAAAUUUGCUGGUGAGUUUACUAAGAAUGAAAUAGAUUAUCUCACACAUUUUGAAGUUAAAACCAGCAAUUUCUACGGUCUACCAAAAAUUCACAAAUCCAAGGAAAUCCAGGAAAAUAUCAAAAGAUGUGAAAAUACAUAUAUAAAAAUUCCGAAACCCUCGGAUUUAAAACUCCGUCCCAUUAUAGCAGGACCAUCCUCAUGUACACAAAGACUGAGCAAUCUACUUGAUUUGAUUCUCAAACCAUUGUGCAAAAUAGUACCCAGUUUUAUCCGUGAUGAUUUGGAUUUCCUUAAUUACAUUCCAGAGGAAGUACAACAAAACACAAUUCUUGUAAGUUUUGAUGUAACCAGUCUUUACACCAACAUCCUACAUUACUUGGGACUUGAAGCUGUCAAAUUUUGGAUGGAAAAAUAUCCAACAGAAACGAAUGAAAGAUUCUCUAAAGAAUUUAUACUUGAAGCCCUUCAAGUAGUUUUAGAAAAUAACCAUUUUCAUUUUGAUGAGCAAUUUUACCUUCAAAUCAAGGGCACAGCUAUGGGUACCAAAGUGGCCCCAACUUAUGCCACUCUAGUUAUGGGUUACUUGGAAGAAAAGCUAUAUAGUAAACUUCCGGAAAUAUUUGACGAAACUUUUGUACAAUACAUUCGCCAAAACUGGAAAAGGUACCUUGAUGAUAUUUUUAUCUUUUGGAAUAAAACUGAAGACGAUUUAGAAAAAUUCCAUACGGUAAUAAAUCAAUUACAGGAAUCAAUUCAGUUCACAAUGGAGAUGAGUGACAGACAACUUCCAUUUUUGGACCUCCUUCUAAUUAAGGAUGAUACCAAAAUUAUUACAGACCUGUACUGCAAAGAAACAGAUUCGCACCAAUAUUUGGAUUUCUAUUCAUGUCACCCAUCACAUACUAAGCGUAAUAUUCCAUACAAUAUGGCAAGACGUAUAUGCACAAUAGUAACCGAUACAACUUUACGCUUGAAAAGGUUAGAAGAAUUUAAAUCAUAUCUCCAAAAACAACAUUAUCCGGAGAAUCUUAUCAAUGCCGGAAUUGAAAAAGCAGAAAACAUUCCUACUUCUGUACUAAGAAACACUCGCCGCAAGGAUGAUAGUGAAAAAAGCGACAUCCCUUUUGUUGUGACGCACAAUCCACGCAACCACAAUAUUUUAAGAUCAGCCAGGAGAUUUUUUCCCAUUUUAGAACAAUCUCAGAAUCUAAAAGACAUCAUCAAGGAGUCUCAAAUUAUUAAUAGCAGAAGACAGGCACCCAAUCUGAAGAAAAUCCUAACCAGAGCAAGAUUUGCAACACUCAAUGCCAAAGUCGUCAAAAAGUGCUGUGACCCACGUUGUGGAACAUGUGAAUAUCUGGAGGAGGGAAGCGAAAAAACUUUAAAAUGUGGUAAAAAAUUAACACCAAACGCCAACAUGACCUGUAAAUCAGAAAAUGUUAUUUACUGCAUAACCUGUCCGACCUGUGAUGAAAACUACAUAGGACAAACCGGCAAACUGAACGCACGAGUGCGAGUCCAUAAACAACAAAUUCGGGACCCUAGCGUAAGGAAUACGCCGUGCAGUGAGCACUUUGCUACCUGUGGGAAAGGGAAAUUUAAAUUAUUUCCAUUUUAUAAAAUGCACAAUGACUGUGAAAUAUCCAGAGUAGCAAAGGAGGACUACUUCAUUAAACUAUUUAACCCAAAACUUAACAGAAAAUAA
Messenger RNA from Saccostrea cuccullata (small rock oyster), 1977 nucleotides. RefSeq lists its product as uncharacterized. NCBI's taxonomy places the organism in Eukaryota, Metazoa, Mollusca, Bivalvia, Ostreida, Ostreidae. The record is from RefSeq and is a predicted model, not a curated record. Bases 1 to 1977 code for a protein of 658 amino acids. The transcript has a single exon.